This is a messenger RNA of Lactuca virosa, 1824 nucleotides long. Lineage: Eukaryota; Viridiplantae; Streptophyta; Magnoliopsida; Asterales; Asteraceae. The record is from the annotation of a GenBank genome assembly.
CCGUUACUCAAUGUGCCGCUAGUGGUGUAUAAUAGGGUCCCCAGCUGUAUCAACUACCACUACAAUCGCCUCAAGUUUCAGUACUUCAUCCAUAUCACACCAAAAAGAUAAUCAUGGAUUUACUUCUAUCAUUCAUAAUCUUUACAGCAAGUAUAUCUUGUUUCCUGCUUUUUGGUCAUCUGGCGUGGAUAAGAAGUCGAGCUAAUUACACGAGCAGCAAAGGAUUAGGAAAGACAGUACCUGAAGCACCAGGUUCAUGGCCGAUAAUUGGUCACCUGUAUCUUUUAUCUGGUUCUCAAGUUCCUCACAAAACUCUUAGGCUCUAUGGCCCACAAGUUUGGGCCAAUAUUCACCAUCAAACUUGGGAUUAAUCGAGUCCUAGUUGUGAGCAAUGCAGAGAUGGCUAAAGAGUGCUUAACCACAAACGAUAGAGUCUUUGCAACCAGACCAAAGUCCAUGGCAACUGAGCUGAUGGGCUACAACUAUGCUAAUUUCGCUCUUUCACCAUAUGUAUCAUACUGGCGUGAGAUACGGAAGAUAGUUGUUCUUGAACUUGCCUCUCAUCAUCGCCUUCAAAUGCUUUCAAGUAUCCGAGCCUCCGAAUUGAAGUCAUCCAUUACAGACUUGUAUAAAGAUUGGAAGACAAAUAAAGGGUCAUCUGAAACGAUAAAGGUUGAUAUGAAACAGUGGUUCAGGAACUUGAUUCUAAACAUGACUGUGAGGGUGAUCUUUGGGAACCGAUUUUCAGCUGGAGAAGAAAAGGAAGUUGAAUUUAAGAAUUCCAUUAGAUGGUUUUCAGAACUAUUGGGCGCGUUUGUACCUUCUGAUGCCAUUCCAUGGUUGAGGUGGAUGGAUAUAGGAGGGUAUGAGAAGAAGAUGAAGAAGACAGCUAAAGAAUUGGAUGUUGUAAUUGAAGGAUGGUUAGAAGAGCAUAGAAAGAAGAUGAAUUCAACACAACAUGUAGAUGAGAGGGAAGAAGAACAGGCCUUCAUGUCCGCUUUGUUGUCUCGUGUUAAAGAACUUAAAAAGGAUAUUUCUGGCUUCAGCACUGAUGCGAUUGUGAAAGCUACAUGCUUGGCACUUUUAGCUGCAGCCAGCGAUACCACAACAGCGACUCUAACAUGGGGUUUAGCUUUACUGGUCAACAACCCUGUUGUGUUAAAGAAAGCCCAAGAAGAGAUCGAGAAGCAUGUAGGAGCAGAUAGAAUGGUUGAAGAGUCGGAUUUGAAGAACUUGGUCUAUCUUCAAGCCAUUAUCAAAGAAACAAUGCGACUUUACCCAGCUGGGCCACUUUCUGUUCCUCAUGAGUCUACAGAAGACUGCAUCGUAGGUGGUUACACUGUUCCUAAAGGGACUCGACUUUUGGUAAAUAUUUGGAAGAUUCAACAUGAUCCUGAAAUAUGGGAAGAUCCAUUUGAAUUCAUACCCGAGAGAUUCUUGACAAGCAAAAAGGAUAUCGAUAUCAAGGGUCAACAUUUUGAGUUGAUUCCAUUUGGUAGUGGUAGAAGAAUGUGCUUGGGAAUCUCGUUCGCUCUAAAUGCUUUGCAAUUGAUAUUGGCCAAUAUCAUACAUGGAUUUGAGUUCAAAAAUCCAUCAUCUGAAGCGGUUGACAUGACUGAAAGCCCUGGAUUGACAAAUCUCAAAGCCACUCCACUUGAGCUCUUAAUUGCCCCACGGAUAUUGCCGGAUUUUAACUUAGUGCCACCUUAGGCUCCACCACUCCACUGAACUCUUUGUUGUACAGUGUUUUGAGUUGGAUGCCUGUCAUGUUAUGUAGCGUUUAUCCCUAUUGUUUUUAUACAACCAACCAUAUUUAUAUUGAGG